CUGGUCCCUCGUUCCCCUCCCCUGGUACCCGCCAGGAGGAGGAGGAGGAGGAGGAUGACGAAGGAAAUGCAUCGCCAGCGCUCGCUGUUCAUGUGAGCCCGGUCUGAUUCGGGCCAGCAUCGAGACGAUAGAGCAUAGAUAGAUAGACAGACAGACGGCAGGCUUGAUUUCUGACUACGGAUUGCAGAGUGUACAAGUAUGGCUGCUACUGCCACUGCUGCUGCUGCGGUGGUUUCCACGACGGCUCGUUGUUGGGCUGGCACUAGCAGGGACACGGACUGUGGCAGCAGAAGCGUCGCUUUCAGAUCCACCUUCAGGACCCCAUCGCAGCUGACGUUGCGUGGGAAGAGGUGCGGGUAUAGAAGGGUUGCCUGUCAGGUAGCUGCCGAUGGAGCUCCCGUUGAAUCUGCUUCCUUGCAGGAUGUCAAAUUGGCCCUUCUGCAAGCUCUGCAAGGGAUGAAUAGAGGAAUAUUCGGGGUUCCUGCUCCGAGAAAAGCCGAGAUUGAAGACCUUUUGUUAACACUGGAGGGCAUGAAUCCCUCUCCAAGACCCACAGAAAACCUUGAUGUGGUCAAAGGUGAAUGGAGGCUCCUUUACAGCACCAUCUCCAUUCUAGGUGUGAAACGAACAAAGCUAGGACUCAGAGACUUCAUCGCAUUGGGCGACUUUCUCCAGAUUAUUGAUGUGGACCAGAGGAGAGCAAUCAACAAGAUAGGAUUUAAUGUGGCAGGGCUUGGCAUGUUGAGUGGUGCACUCACCGUUGAAGCUUCUUACACCAUCGAUUCCCCAACGCGGGUAAACAUUCAGUAUGAAAAUUCCGCUAUUGCCCCGAAGCAGCUUUUUUCUCUUUUUCAGAAAAAUUAUGAUUUGCUUCUAAGUAUUUUCAACCCAGAUGGUUGGCUCGAAAUCACAUACGUUGAUGACACUAUGCGGGUGGGUCGAGAUGACAAAGGAAACAUUUUUCUCGUGGAAAGGAUAAGACCAGUGUCAUCAUAGAGUCGUCAAGACUACUCAAAACUAAUCUGUACACUUCAUAGGAUGACAUUGAUGAUAAGCACCAUUGAGAGUCUAUUAGUCCGGCAGGCAUUGCCGAAUCAGCUUUACGCCCAGGGAUGUCAAAUGACAUACCUGCUUAAUUGUAUCCGGAUGAUCUGUGAAGUUCCCCUCUUCCAUGUAACAUUAAUAUCAAAUCUGAUUUGCCGACCCUAUAAGUACGACAUUUGACCACCAAACAGUUCCAGUUAUGGCCAUGGAAACACUCAUGGCUAUGUGACUUGGAGGUUGUAAUAUUCUGAUGUCAUUUUACUGGUGUUUCAUUAAAAUCAAAAUCUGCGAGAGAAUACGAGUCUGAGACGAAGAGGAUGGAAGUAGAAGUUUGGUAUUGAAAG
Molecule: messenger RNA, 1388 nt
Organism: Marchantia polymorpha subsp. ruderalis
Lineage: Eukaryota; Viridiplantae; Streptophyta; Marchantiopsida; Marchantiales; Marchantiaceae
Source: the annotation of a GenBank genome assembly